Messenger RNA from Dinoponera quadriceps, 1549 nucleotides. RefSeq names its product 28S ribosomal protein S5, mitochondrial (gene mRpS5). Gene Ontology annotation, biological process: translation. The transcript is spliced from 7 exons. Lineage: Eukaryota; Metazoa; Arthropoda; Insecta; Hymenoptera; Formicidae. Bases 149 to 1480 code for a protein of 443 amino acids. The record is from RefSeq and is a predicted model, not a curated record. Gene Ontology annotation, cellular component: ribosome. Gene Ontology annotation, molecular function: RNA binding; structural constituent of ribosome.
UGACGCUCGAGACGCGAUUCGAGAGAAACAGCUUCAAGCGGUAGCACGGGCUCUACGUGCUACCCAAUAAGAAGGUUCAUCUUUUGUCCUUUGCAAAAACCAAGAAUUUCACGCUUUCGCCUUGUCAAUUUGAUUUAUUGAUUUAAAAAUGGCUUCUCACAUGUUACGUAUCUGCGGGAUUGUGACAAAUUCGCUGAGAAAUAGUCAAACUAUCAAUAACGGUACAUGUAACUUACUGUCUAUCAGUUGUUCAUAUUUGUUAAAAACACAUGUUCCUUUAGUACACGAAGUGAAAAAUAUUACGUUUUUCACGAGAAAAACUGGGGAUGAACUGUGGAAAGGUGUUACAAGUGUUAGUAAUGCAGGAAAACGUAGAGGCAGAGCGAAAGGUUUAGCAAGAAAAAGAAACUUGAACAUAGGUCAGGUUAUCGGUGUAGGAAAAAUUCCAAUACAAUUUCCUGGCCUAAAUACUCCUAUAUUCAGAGGAAGAGAGCUAAUUCAACAGCAGAAACUACCAGAAGAUCCUGAAAGGGCUGAAAAGCUGGCAAAGCUACGUCAGAUUCAAACUAAGCCAAAACGGGUGAAACUUUCUCCAUUGGAACGUGGUUGGUCAGGUGGUUCGAUAGCUGGCAGAAAAAUAGGACCACCUGAUCCUGUUGGAGAAGAUAUUUUUGAAGGCUUCGAAACUUGGAUUUUGGAAAGUAAAAUAGUGAAUUGUAUGACUGGUAACUUAGGGCGUAAAACUCGCAUCAGUAUAUUUCUUGUGACAGGAAAUGGGAAUGGAUUAGCUGGCUUUGCAGUGGCAAAAGCACCUAUGAGUAAACCAGCCAUAAAAACAGCCAAAAAUAGAGCAGGCCAAAAACUGAUGUAUAUUCCUAGAUAUAAAGAACACACUGUGCUACAUGACUUCUACACGCAGUUUGGAAGUACAAAGAUAUUUGUAAAGAAAAUGUACGAAGGAUAUGGGCUUGUUUGUCAUCGUGCAAUAAAAGUGUGUUGCGAGGCAAUUGGCAUAAAGGAUCUAUAUGCCAAAGUAGAAGGAUCUACGAAUUUGCAACAUAUUAUAAAGGCUUUUUUCAUCGGUUUGUUGCAACAGAAAUCGCAUCAACAAAUGGCAGAUGAAAAACGUUUGCACCUGGUCGAGUUUAGAUCGGAAAACUGUAAUUAUCCCAUAGUGAUCGCUUCACCGUCGAUUGUUAGAAAAUCAGAGGAAAUACCAUCGAGCGAGAUUCUCGAUUUUGAUCAAUAUGUAAUGGGUGGCAGAAUAGUAUUAAAGAAAAAGAAACGUGAGCCGUUUUAUACCAGAUUAAACUCUUGGAUAUUAAAGUUGAGAAAAAUGGAGCGCGUAAGAAAUCAUAACGAUACGAGGAUAAGAUUAAAGGCAGAGUAUGGAGAAAUACAGAGUUUUCUGACCGAAAAGUAUCCAGAAGCAACAUUUUCAAAGAAGAAAUCAAGUAAAGUUGACGAGACAGUAGAGUAAAGAAUGUAUAAUUGUUACACACUAAUGUAUAAAUGUUUGAAAAUAAAACAUUUGUCAUUAAAAUAUUUA